AUGAGCUUCAUCUCCUCAUUGAUCAAUUCGACUAAGUUGGAAGCCAUCGGUGUGUCCUACAACAAGUUGAGCGGCUCCUUGCCCGACUCCAUUGCCAAUCUCUCUACUCGGCUUAGUUCCUUAUUCAUUAAAGAAAAUAGAAUUCAAGGGAGAAUUCCUAUAGGCAUUGACAACCUCAUUGACCUAACUAGCUUUGACUUUUCUUACAAUGAAUUCCAUGGUCCGAUUCCAACCACUUUUGCAAAGCUCUCAUCUUUGAUCGAAUUUAAUGGAGGUGGGAAUAGAUUGACAAAUUCACUUCCAAAUUCAUUUGGGAACUUCACUUCUUUAAGCACUUUAGACUUGUCUGAAAAUAGGUUUUGGGGUAACUUGCCUUCAAGCCUUGGAAAUUGCACCAAUUUGGGGAACUUGGAUCUCUCAUCCAACAAUUUUAGUGGCUUAGUGCCUCAAGAAAUCAUGUCCCUUUCAUCACUUUCUAUAGUGCUCAAUCUCUCUCACAACAACUUUGAGGGUUUGAUCCCUUCUGAGGUUGGUCAAUUGAGGAAUCUUGGGACACUAGAUUUCUCACACAAUAGAUUUUCCGGAUUAAUUCCGGAAUCUUUAGGACAAUGCACGAGCUUACAGAAACUUCAUCUUGAGGAGAAUCUACUACAAGGAGGGAUUCCUGCAGGAAUGAGUGCUUUAAAGGGUUUACAAGAUUUGGAUCUUUCAAGAAACAAUCUUUCUGGGAUGAUCCCAGGUUUCUUGGGGAAUCUUGAUCUUGAAAGGUUGAAUCUAUCAUUCAAUAAUCUGCAAGGAGAGGUCCCAACAAUAGGUGUUUUCAAGAACAAAUCUUUAAUUUCUGUUGAUGGGAACAAACUCUGUGGAGGGAUUCCUGAGCUGAAUCUUCCUCCUUGUUCACACAUUAGAAAGAAUUCAACUUUUCUUAAGAUCUUGAUCCCGACUGUGGUUGUUGGGGGCGUAGGCCUGGCGUUGUUGAUCAUAUUCAUUGCUUGGAAGCAAAGGAAAUCGCGUAGGAAUGUGACUUCUGCAACUUUUACUGGCAUUGAGAUCAUGAGGCUUUCCUAUAAGGAUCUCAUGAAAGCAACUGAAGGGUUUUCUGAGGCUAAUAUGGUUGGAUUUGGGAGCUUCGGGUCGGUUUACAAAGGGAUUCUUGAGGAUGGGGAGACACAAGUUGCAGUGAAAGUGCUAAAUCUGUCAGUUAGAGGAGCCUCGAAGAGCUUCUUUACAGAAUGCAAUUCUUUGAAGAAUGUGAGGCAUAGGAAUGUGUUGAAGAUAUUAAGUGUGUGUGAGAGCAUAGACUUCCAAGGGAAUGAAUUCAAAGCAUUGGUUUAUGAGUUUAAGGCCAAUGGGAGUCUAGAGAAGUGGUUGCAUCAAAGUGGGAAUCUUGAGUUGAUCCAAAGGCUUAAUAUUGUGAUUGAUGUUGCUCAAGCAAUUGAGUAUCUUCAUAUUGGUAUGGGUUCAUGUGUGGUUCAUGGAGAUUUGAAGCCUAGUAACAUACUUUUGGAUGAGGAUAUGGUUGCAUAUGUUGGUGAUUUUGGAUUGGCAAAAAUUAUUUCGGAUUUGGUUUCAACGUCGCAUGAAAGUAGCUCGGUUGCGAUUGCGGGUACCAUAGGUUAUGUUGCUCCAGAGUAUGCAACCAACAACUUGAUUUCCACUCAAGGAGAUAUAUAUAGUUAUGGAAUUCUAAUCUUGGAGAUGUUCACAAACAAAAGACCAAGAGAUGAGGAGUUUAAGGAUGAUGCAAAUCUUCAUAGUUUAGUUAGUGAUGUGUUGUCAAAUCACACUACUAUUGAUAUUGAGGAAAUUAUGAGUUGGAGCAUUCAUCAAAUCAACCCUAAAGUGAAAGAUUGUUUGAUAAGGAUAUUUAGGAUUGGGGUAGCUUGUUCUAAAUUUGAGCAAAGAGAUAGAAUGUUGAUUACCGAUGUUGUCAACGAAUUGUGUAAGAUAAGAGAUUUCUAUCUCUCUUAA
This is a messenger RNA of Salvia splendens (bonfire salvia), 1971 nucleotides long. RefSeq names its product probable LRR receptor-like serine/threonine-protein kinase At3g47570. Bases 1 to 1971 code for a protein of 656 amino acids. Lineage: Eukaryota; Viridiplantae; Streptophyta; Magnoliopsida; Lamiales; Lamiaceae. Gene Ontology annotation, molecular function: protein kinase activity; ATP binding; protein binding. Gene Ontology annotation, biological process: protein phosphorylation. The transcript has 2 exons. The record is from RefSeq and is a predicted model, not a curated record.